Messenger RNA from Pseudopodoces humilis (Tibetan ground-tit), 1350 nucleotides. RefSeq names its product solute carrier family 22 member 13-like. The record is from RefSeq and is a predicted model, not a curated record. Lineage: Eukaryota; Metazoa; Chordata; Aves; Passeriformes; Paridae. Gene Ontology annotation, cellular component: membrane. Gene Ontology annotation, biological process: transmembrane transport. Gene Ontology annotation, molecular function: transmembrane transporter activity.
CUCACCAUGGCUGAGUUUGGAGAUCUUUUAUGUGCUCUGGGGGAGUGUGGGCUCUAUCAGAAACUGCUGACCCUGCUCCUCUCCCUCCCACUACUUCUCAAUCCAUUCCAAAUGGUUGGCCAAGUGUUCAUGGUUGUGAACGUGCCUCACCACUGUGACACCAGCUGGAUCCGCGCCAUCGGCCCCAACCUGACGGAGGAAGAGCAGCUGAACCUCACCCUGCCCCGGGGCACGGACGGGGAGUUUGAGCAGUGCUCCAUGUACUCCCCGGUGGACUGGGACCUCCAUUCCAUUGUGGCCUAUGGGCUGAAUGACACCGAGAAGUGCAUCAAUGGCUGGGUGUACCCCUCAGACCAGCCACCGUCCCUGCUCACCGAGUUUGACCUGGUGUGUGACAGGAUGGUCCUGAAUGAUGUCUCCCAGUCCAUCUACAUGGCUGGGCUUCUCAUAGGAGCCAUGGGCUUUGGGAUGCUAAGUGACAGGAUAGGCAGGCGGCCAGUCUUUCUCAUCUGCAUCUUCCUCCAGAGUGUGUUUGGCCUGGGAACGGCCUUUGUGCCCCAUUUCUAUGUGUACAUGGCCUUCAGGUGUGUCGUGGGAGCUGCGGUAUCAGGAAUUAUGAUUACAGUCGUAUCCCUGAUCACAGAAUGGGUUGGUGUCGCCUACCGGACAAAGGCACUGCUAAUGACUCACACGGCCUUCGCCAUCGGGCAGAUGAUGGUGGCUGGCUUGAGUUAUGGGAUUCGCAACUGGAGGCUGCUGGAAAUUGUAGGAUCUGCUCCUAUGUUUGCCCUUUUCUUCUACAUCUGGGUGCUCCCAGAGUCAGCUCGCUGGCUGGUGACCAAAGGCAGAAUCGAGGAAGCCAAGAAGGUUCUGCAGAAGGCGGCAGCCAUCAACAAGCGCAGCCUCCCACCAGAGCUCCUGGAGCAGCUGAAGCCUGAGAAAGAGGUCAAGUCUGGAAGUUUCCUGGAUCUCUUUCGGAAGAAGCACCUGCGGAAGGUGACUUUAAUCAUGUCAUGUGUCUGGUUUGCAGACAGCAUUGUCUACUAUGGGCUGAGUCUCAGCGUUACAGAUUUUGGCAUGGACAUCUACCUGACACAGCUGGCCUUCGGAGCAGUGGAGCUUCCAGCUCGAAUUUCCUGCAUAUUCCUGCUGGACUGGUUUGGGAGGAAGAAAGUACAGGGCAUUCUCCUGCUGCUGUCUGGCGUGUUAUGUCUCAUCCUCACUGGCAUCCCUGAAGACCAGCCCAUGGCAACCACUGUCCUGGCCAUCAUCGGCAAGUUCACAUCCACCGCCGCUUUCUCCACCUCCUACGUCUACGCUGCUGAGGUCUUCCCCACCAUCCUCAGGUGA